Messenger RNA from Dermatophagoides farinae (American house dust mite), 2427 nucleotides. RefSeq lists its product as uncharacterized. The record is from RefSeq and is a predicted model, not a curated record. Gene Ontology annotation, molecular function: protein binding. Lineage: Eukaryota; Metazoa; Arthropoda; Arachnida; Sarcoptiformes; Pyroglyphidae.
CGAUUCGGACAACUUUAUGAUUGGCGUUCGGCGCAAAAAACAGUCAGUGUUUUUUUUGUUAAAGAAUUUUUUUUUUCAUUCAAUCACAAUAGGUAUACAAGAAUCGUGGUCAAAGUGGCGCUGCCUAUAUGGUCAUAUAUGGCCAGAUUAUCAUCACAGUUUGAAUUUCAUAAAUGGCCAUAAAAAAAACAGUAAAUUUAUGGCGGUCAAAGAACAAAGCUAAAGACAUCGUGUCUGGUUAUGUCUGUGUAAUAUAAUAAAACUAUUUGAUUUGAUUUUUGUUUGUUUAUUUUCUGGGUCCUUAUUAACAUGUAUAAUUUUUUUUGCGUGUGGCCAAAUAUUUUGCAGAAUGACCAUCAAACACUAUUCGAUGACCCACAGAUAAUUUAAAAAUGCAGUUCAAACUGACCAUGAUUGCCAUCUGUUGACAUUGAGAUUCAAUUCAGUGAUUGAAAGCAAUCAUUCUGCCAUCUAUUGUUGAGAAUCAAAUUUUCCUAAUGUAACAUUUGUCCCUUGAAUAACACGAACAUUUGAUAUCGAAAUUAUUGUCACGAUUAUCAUAUACGAAUGUCACUAUCGUGAACUUUGAUCAACAAUGUUUUUCUUGGGAUUUUUAUGUUGGUGAAUCCCAACUUGAAUAAUCAUUCAUUCUUCUUAUAUUUUUUCCAUAAUCUUUUCCACUUUGAAUAUUGGUGUUAAUGAUAUUUUAAAUUUUCGUGAAUCCCUCUUUUUUAUCCAAUAAUGCCUUUCUUUCGUUGCCAUCUUCCAAAAUUUGAUUCGCCAAAGCCACCAUUUCGAUUUGAUAAUAACUCAUGGCCCACUUAUUUACGGAAUUCAAUCAUAUCGAAUGAGGAAAAACAACAAGAAAAUGAUGAUUGUUUAAAUGAUGAGGAAAAAUCCAAAAAUAAAUCACAAAAAAUUCAGAUUGUCGAUCGACCUCAUCAAAAUCAUUGGCAAAAACUUGUCCUUAAUCAACGAUGUCCAUUCUUUAGAUUUCAUGAAAAUUUGACUAAAAUCAAAAUCGAUCAACGUGGGUCUGAUCGAAAGUCGGAUGAAAAUCAAACAAAACAUCAAUUUGAUUUCGAUUCGCUCAAUAUUCGAUUAUUAGAAACAUUUGGAUUCAUUGGAACUGCUUUGGUCGUUGGUUUCGAUAUUCGUUCACGUAUAAAUCAAUGGUCACCUGCGCAGCAUCGUCGAGACCAUCGUAUGCUCGAGCAUAUCAGCAAUGAUAAUCGCGAACGAUUGCCCAACUUUGUCGAAAAUGGCUAUCCACUCAAUGAUUUUUGUCGCACGAAAACCAUUUAUUGUGGCUCAAAUCGUUGGUGUAACUAUAUAUUCAGCAAGAUAUUCGCGAUGCCAUCAUUUUUGCCAUCAUUAUCAUCCAAUAUUGUUGAUCAGAUACCUUCAACGAUCAAGAUCAAUGAUGAUGAUGUCCACGGACGAACGGAUUCACUUGUAGCAUCGGGAGUUACCAAAACAAAUAAAAAAGUGCGGAAUAUUGAAGAACUUGAACGAAUCCUAUGUUUACAACCUGAACAAAAUGAUCAUACAACAAAUUGUUCAUUGUUUUUGUAUAACAAUAAUGAAAACAGGAAAUCAAUUGAAAAGGACAAGGACGAUAUCUGUAUAACGAACAUUGUACAAAAAAAUGAAUAUCCUGGUCAUUUGAAUACCGAUUUGUCAUUGAACAAUUAUUUGAAUUGUGAGAAAGCAUCCGGAACGGUGGAUGUAUCUGAAUACAAUCAAGAUGAUCAUCAUAGUAGUGAUGAUGAUUAUGAUGACGAUUCAACCGCCACUGCUUCUAAUAACAAUGGUGAUUUCAUUGCAUCAGUGUUUCGACAAACCUGUCUUGAAUAUUCGGAUAUAUUGAAUAAUUUGUCUGGCAUUCAAUUAAUGAAAAAACAACGUCCAAACGAUGCAUUGUCCUGUUGGUUAAGCUGUGACACAAGAUAUUCAGCUGCAUUGUUCAAUUUGGGUGUUGCAUAUGAAAGUGGAUUGUAUGCAAUGAAUGAUGAUGGUAAACCUGAUAUGGAUAUGGCCUUCCAUUAUUAUACAUUGGCCGCAAGCAAAGGCCAUUAUAAUGCCAUCUACAAUAUAGCAUUAUAUUAUCUUUAUGGAAAGGGUAGCAUCAAAACAAACAUAGACCAUGCCCUUAAAUUAUUAAGAAUUGCAUCUAGUAAAGGCGUUCAACAAGCACGUGAUUAUUGUCAACGAUUUGAUGAUGAAAAAGAAAAACUAAACAAUCAACGAUUAAUAAAUAAUAAUAAAAGUAAAUCGAAUCCAUCAUUGUCAUCACCAUCAUAUGAUAGAUUUGAUUCUGAUGAAUCAUCAUUAUUUCGAUCAAAUGCUUCUAAUAUUAUUAUUCGAAGAUCAACGACAUUGCCCGAAUUUGUACAUUAUCCAGAUCAAUCGAUUUCGAUCAAUUGA